AUGAGUGCACUACGUAAAAACUAUAAAGAGCAAUCCACCACUAGGCGACCAUUAUCCAAUGGCCACUAUCACUUGAAGAUGAUUGAUGGAUGCUUCAAAUGUGAUAAGCAGAAUUACAUGAUCAAGAACUGUCUUAUGCGGGAAGUCGAGUGGAAAGAAGAUAGAUUUAAAAUAAGGAACCGGAAGAAGGAACAAAUUCAUGACAAGAAAAACUACAAAAAAAGGCCAUCCAAAGCAAUUGUUGUUACUUGGAAUGAGAGUUUAGUUGAGGACAUUAAUGUUGAUGACAACGAUGUUGAACGAGCUCUUAUAGCUAUUCGAGAAUCUGAAGAUGAACCUGAUGAAGAAUCUGAGAUAAGUCUAAGUGAAGGAGAGAAGCCAAAUAUGGAACAAGAUACUGAAGAGAUUGAACUGAUAAGAAAUUCAAAUAUGAAACCACAGUCCGUCUUGAAGCUGCAUCACAAGAAGGAACAGGUGAUGGACCAGGAAGGAACAUCCAAAGAAAUCGACACUCAUAUUACAACAUCUUCAAAAUUGGAUUUGGAUGAACCUGGCUCAUCUGCUGAUCAGAAGUUUGUAGGCAUUUGGGCAAGAUUCCAGGCUAAUCCAAAGGAUUCUCACUUGGCGGCUGUCAAGAGGAUCUUGAGAUACCUAAAAGGCACCACUGAUCUCUGCAUAUGGUAUCCGAAAAGUAGUAAUUUCAACUUAGUGGGAUAUGUUGAUGCUGAUUAUACAGGUUUUCUUGCUACCAAAAAGCAAAACUCUGUGGCUUUGUCUACUGAUGAAGCUGAGUGUGUGGUUGAUGCCUCAUGUUGUGCUCAAUUAUUGUGGAUUAAACAGUAA
Messenger RNA from Nicotiana tabacum (common tobacco), 843 nucleotides. The record is from RefSeq and is a predicted model, not a curated record. Lineage: Eukaryota; Viridiplantae; Streptophyta; Magnoliopsida; Solanales; Solanaceae.